This is a messenger RNA of Astyanax mexicanus (Mexican tetra), 8381 nucleotides long. Its product is annotated as mucin-5AC. The coding region runs from base 19 to 8214 and encodes 2731 amino acids. The record is from RefSeq and is a predicted model, not a curated record. Gene Ontology annotation, molecular function: protein binding. The transcript is spliced from 54 exons. NCBI's taxonomy places the organism in Eukaryota, Metazoa, Chordata, Actinopteri, Characiformes, Acestrorhamphidae. Gene Ontology annotation, cellular component: extracellular matrix.
UCGACCCACAGGGCCACCAUGGGGAAUUACCGAGCGGUUCCGACGUGGGCGCUGAGAUGGAUGGUACUAGCCGUUGGAAUAAGCUCCACACAGACAGCGGACGGACCGGUCAACAUCAUUCCUCAGAUGACCAAGAUAACCAUGACCUCAGGUGUGAGCCCUGCUCAUAACGAACGAGUCUGCAGCACAUGGGGGAACUACCACUUCAAGACCUUCGAUGGAGAUAUCUUCCAGCUGCCGUCCACCUGCAACUACAUCCUGACCUCUCAAUGCAAGGGGAGCUACGAGGACUUCAACAUCCAGAUGCGGCGGCAGGUGGAGGACGGCCAUCCUACCAUCACCAAGAUCACCAUGAAGCUGGAGGGCACGGCGGUGGAGCUGACCAACAACUCCGUCACUGUGGACGACCAGGAGGUGACUUUGCCCUACAGCCACUCUGGAGUCCUGAUCGAGAAAAACCCCUCUUACAUCAAGGUUUCAGCCAAGCUGGGACUCGUGGCCUGGUGGAAUGGGGAAGAUGCUCUCAUGAUUGAACUUGACAACAAGUACAAAAAUCAGACUUGUGGACUCUGUGGUGACUUUAAUGGAGUCCAGCUCUACAAUGAGUUCAUCAUGAACGGUGCUGAGAUAUCUCCAUCAGACUUUGGACAAUUUGCCAAGAUAGAUGCUCCAACAGAGAGCUGCACUGCUUUACCCACACCAUCAGAUGACAAGUGCACCAAACUGACGGCAGUGUGUGAGCAGCUGUUCUCAGGUCCAGCCUUCAACAGCUGCAAGGAACUGGUGCCUCUCGACUUCUUCAUCAAAGCCUGCGAGGAGGACAUGUGCCAGUGCAGCAGCAACUCCAGCUCCUUCUGCCUGUGCAGCACCCUCUCAGAGUUCUCCCGCCAGUGCGUUCACGCCGGCGGGAAACCCGGCCAGUGGAGGACUGAUCAGUUCUGCUCCAAGACAUGCCCUAACAAGAACAUGGUGCACCAGGAGUGUGGGAACCCAUGUAUCAACACCUGCUCCAACCCUGACCGAGGCCAUGUCUGUGAAAGCCACUGCAUCGACGGCUGCUUUUGUCCAGCAGGUUAUGUGCUUGAUGACCUCACCGGUAAAGGCUGCAUUGCUCAGGAACAGUGUUCCUGCACCCACAAUGGAAAGGUCUAUCAGCCUGGACAAUCCUUCACCAGCAACUGCAAAGAAUGCACAUGCACCUCUAAUCAAUGGAGCUGUAAAGAGAAAGACUGUCCUGGGACCUGCUCUGUGGAGGGAGGGUCUCAUAUCAGCACAUUCGAUGGAAAGGCAUACAAUUUCCAUGGUGACUGUACAUACGUCCUUACUAAGCAAACCAAUGGCACAGAGUUCACGGUUGUAGGAGAUCUGGUGAGGUGUGGUCUGACUGAUACAGAGACGUGUCUGAAGGCAGUCACCCUGGCCCUUUCUGGAGGAAACACUGUGUUCAGCAUCCAGCCAGAUGGAAAGGUCUUCGUCAACAGGCUCUUCUCCCAGCUGCCUCUCUCUACAGCGGGCGUGAACAUUUUCAGACCAACCACCUUUUAUAUCAUCGUCCAGACUUCAUUUGGUCUUCAGAUGGAGAUCCAGCUUGUGCCAAUCAUGCAGGUCUACAUAACUGUGGAUGUGAUUCUUAAGGGGAAGUUAAAUGGCCUGUGUGGAAAUUUUAAUGACAUGCAGAGUGAUGAUUUCACCACUGCGAGUGGAGUCUGUGAGGGAACCGGAGUAGGAUUUGCCAACAGCUGGAGGACCAGAGCUAACUGCCCUGAGGUGAAGAACAGCUUUGAGAACCCAUGCAGUCUUAGUCUGGAAAACGAGAAAUACGCUCAGCACUGGUGCUCUCUGCUGACCGACUCUAAGGGGGUUUUUGCUCCAUGCCACAACGAGAUCAGCCCUGAUAUCUACCAAAAGAACUGCAUAUACGACACCUGUAACUGUGAGAACAGCGAGAGCUGCAUGUGUGCAGCGCUGUCGUCGUAUGUUCAUGCUUGUGCUGCUAAAGGGAUCUAUCUCACCGGCUGGAGGAGCGAAGUCUGCACGAAGUAUACCACCUGCCCCAGCACCAUGGUCUACUCCUAUGACGUUCAGAACAGUACCCAGUCCUGCCGCUGCCACAGUGACCCAGACUUCACCUGCGCUGCCACCUUCGAGCCGGUAGACGGCUGCGUCUGCGCCUCUGGAAUGUAUCUCGAUGAAGGUGGAAAGUGUGUCUCACCCAGUAAAUGUUCCUGCUACUAUAAAGGAUCAGUGAUUCCCCCUGGAGAGGUCAUCAGUAAAGAUGGCGCCAUGUGCACCUGUAAGAAUGGCCAGCUCAGUUGCAUUGGACAUUCCACAGACCAACCAACUUGCUCCUCACCGAUGGUGUUCUUCAACUGCUCCAGCACGGCACCUGGAUCCACAGGCUCCGAGUGCCAGAAGAGCUGCAACAACCUGGACAUGUCCUGUAUCAGUACUGAGUGUAUCUCGGGCUGUGUUUGCCCCGCUGGCCUCGUCUAUGAUGGGAACGGAGGGUGCAUUAAGGAGGAACUGUGCCCCUGCGUCCACAACAGUGUUCUUCACCAACCUGGAGAGUCCAUCAAAGUCGACUGCAAUACCUGCACAUGCAAAGACAGGAAAUGGCAGUGCACUGAUAACCCGUGCUAUGGAACCUGCACAGCUUAUGGUGACGGACAUUACAUCACAUUCGAUGGGAAAAGAUAUACCUUUGAUGGAGACUGUGAAUACACCCUUGUCAGAGAUCACUGUGGUCACACUAAUGCCAGCGCUACCUUCAGAGUCAUCACUGAAAACAUUCCCUGUGGAACCACCGGCACAACCUGCUCCAAGGCUAUCAAGCUCUUCCUUGGGAGGAACGAGCUCAUACUGACAGAUGGAAGCUAUCAAGUUGUCCAAAGAGAUCAGGGUGAUGAAAUUCCUUACCAGAUCCGAGUAAUGGGAAUCUAUCUGGUGAUAGAGACCAAUAAUGGCGUGAUUCUUAUGUGGGACCGGAAAACAAGCAUAUUUAUCCAGCUGAAUCCAGAAUACAAGGGUGCUGUCUGCGGUCUUUGUGGAAAUUAUGACGGCAAUUCAAAGAAUGACUUCACCUUGAGGAACCAAGGAGUGGUGAACAAUGCGCUGGACUUUGGAAACAGCUGGAAGGAUUCAUCCAGCUGCCCGAGUGCAAAGAGCAUCCAAAACCCCUGCUCCUUUAACCCCUACAGGCAGGCCUGGGCUGAAAAACAGUGCAGCAUCAUCAAGAGUGAUGUUUUUAAAGCCUGUCACUCACAAGUGGAUCCUACUCCGUAUUAUGAUGCUUGUGUGUGGGAUUCGUGUGCUUGUGAUACUGGAGGAGACUGUGAGUGUUUCUGCACUGCUGUCGCAGCCUACGCUGAAGCCUGUAAUGAGGGUGGAGACUGUGUUGCUUGGAGAACUCCUAAUUCCUGCCCACUCUUCUGUGAUUACUACAACCCUCCUGGUGAGUGUGAGUGGCACUACAAACCAUGUGGCGCCCCCUGUAUGAAGACCUGCAGGAAUCCCUCUGGCACAUGUUCCAGUCAGAUACCUCCACUGGAAGGCUGUUAUCCAAAAUGUCCUGCUGACCAGCCAUACUUUGAUGAGGACCAAAUGAAGUGUGUUGACAACUGUGGCUGCUAUGACAAGGAAGGAAACCAUUACACUGAUGGAGAGAAUGUUCCCACCACAGAAAACUGUCAGACAUGCUCUUGCCAUUCUAUGACAAUUGACUGCAAAAAAGAGCAAAAAGCCUGUACCUGCCCUUACCUUGGGAAGAAAUAUCCCUUUGGAAGCAUUAUCUACAAUACCACUGAUGGGAAUGGCCACUGUAUGCUAGCUACAUGUGGAGAUGAUGGCAAAAUCGAAAGGAACAUGUUUCCUUGUUCAACACCAGCCCCAACCACAUCACAAUCCACUCCAACAACUGCAUUUAACUUCUCCACGACAGCACCAGUUUCAACUAUGCAAACUAGUACUCACACAACACCUCAGUCAACCACUACGUGCCAGCAAUCAUGUUCGUGGUCACAAUGGUUUGAUUCAACAUUCCCCACCCCUGGUCCCAAUGGAGGCGACUCUGAAACAUACAACAAUAUAAGAGCAGCAGGCUAUAAGAUCUGCGAUAAACCAAGUGAAAUUCAGUGCCGUGCUGAAAAGUAUCCAAAUAAAAGUAUAAGUGAAGUUGGGCAGGUUGUGGAAUGCAAUGUCAAAGAAGGCUUGAUAUGCAAAAAUGAUGAUCAAUCUGGUCCGUUUCCACUAUGUCUGAACUACCAAAUGCGAGUUUACUGCUGUGAUAACGAGCAAUGCCAAACAGCUCCACCACAAACAACAACACAAAAACUAACAACCACAGCAAAGACAACCCAACGCCGUUGUGAAGUCUGCUCUUGGACCAAAUGGAUAAAUGUUGAUUAUCCAGAAUAUGGACCAAAUGGGGGUGACAAUGAUACAAUCAAAAACAUCAUCAAGUCAGGAAUCAACAUUUGUGAAAAACCAGCUGAAGUCAAGUGUCAAGCAGUGCGCUACCCAGGUGUUCCUUUAUCAGAGUUGGACCAGAAUGUUACUUGCAAUGACGAAGGUUUGCUUUGUGAAAACAAAUACCAAACUAUAAUAUGCCUUGACUAUGAGAUAAAAAUCAGAACAUUGUACAACAACUCCAACAACCACUCCAACAACAUCUCCCACAACCACUCCCACAACAACUCCAACGACAACUCUAACUACAACUACAACAACCACAACUACAAAAACAACCACUCCAACAACAACUACCACAACUCCCACCACAACCUUACCUCCAACUUGCGAACCUUGCCACUGAUCAGAACAUUGUACAACAACUCCAACAACCACUCCAACAACAUCUCCCACAACCACUCCCACAACAACUCCAACGACAACUCUAACUACAACUACAACAACCACAACUACAAAAACAACCACUCCAACAACAACUACCACAACUCCCACCACAACCUUACCUCCAACUUGCGAACCUUGCCACUGAUCAGAACAUUGUACAACAACUCCAACAACAACUCCGACAACCACUCCAACAACCACUCCAACAACAACUCCAACUACGACUUCAACAACAACUCCAACAACAACUCCAACAACAACUCCAACUACAACAACCACAACUACAACUACAGCAACUACAACUACAGCAACAACCACUCCAACAACAACUCCCACCACAAGCUUACCUCCAACUUGCGAACCUUGCCACUGAUCAGAACAUUGUACAACAACUCCAACAACAACUCCGACAACCACUCCAACAACCACUCCAACAACCACUCCAACAACAACUCCAACUACGACUUCAACAACAACUCCAACAACAACUCCAACAACAACUCCAACUACAACAACCACAACUACAACUACAGCAACUACAACUACAGCAACAACCACUCCAACAACAACUCCCACCACAAGCUUACCUCCAACUUGCGAACCUUGCCACUGAUCAGAACAUUGUACAACAACUCCAACAACAACUCCAACAACCACUCCAACAACCACUCCCACAACAACUCGAACAACCACUCCAACAACAACUCCUACAACAACUCCAACGACAACUCCAACUACAACAAAGACAACUACAACUACAACAACCACAACUACAACAACCACUCCAACAACAACUCCCACCACCACAACAACAACCCCAAGCACAACCUUAUCCCCAACUUGCGAACCUUGCCACUGAUCAGAACAUUGUACAACGACUCCAACAACCACUCCAACAACAACUCCAACUACAACUUCAACAACCACAACUACAUCUACAACAAUGACCACUCCUACAACCACAACAACAACUCAAACCACAACCUUACCUCCAACUUAACAUUGUACAACAACAACACCACCAACCACUCCAACACCAACUCCAACAACCACUCCAACAACCACUCCAACAACAACCACCACAACAUCAACCACAAGCUUACCUCCAACUUGCGAACCUUGCCAUUGAAUGGUGAAAGUAUUCCAGAUGGAAAAUGCUCCAAUAUCACAUGCAUCAAUGGAUCAAUCGUGCAUGAGCAUAUGCACUGUGCGCCUGCACAUUUGCCUGUUUGCGUCAACAACCACCCACCAGUGAAAGUGACUGAUGAUUCUGGGUGCUGCUCCACUUAUGAGUGCCAGUGUGUCUGCAGUGGUUUUGGAGACCCACAUUACAUCACCUUUGAUGGAACUUACUAUCCAUUCCAAGGAAACUGCUCCUAUGUCCUGGUCAAGGAGAUACAUCCAAAAUACAACUUCAGUGUCAUCAUUGACAAUGUUUACUGUGAUUCUGAAGAUGGCCUCUCCUGUCCUAAAUCACUGACAGUGCACUACAAAUCCUUCGAGAUUUUCAUGGCACAGAACAUUUCUAAUGGAAUUGUCACAAACCUGAUUGAUAUAAACGGGAAGCGAGUGCUGCUGCCAUUUGAAAACAGUGAUUUCCGAAUAACAGACAACGGCAUUGAAUCACUGGUGGUGAUACCAGCCAUUAGCGCACAGGUCACCUUUACUGGAAUGAUGUUUUACAUCAGUCUCCCCUGGCAGAAGUUCCAUGGCAACACUGAGGGACAAUGUGGAACCUGUGAUAAUAACCGCACUGAUGACUGCCGCCUACCAAAUGGCACCAUUCUAACAUCAUGUGAGAAGAUGGCACCCCACUGGCAUGUUCAUAAAAAUGACAGCUACUGCCCACCAUCUCCAACACCAGAACCACCAAUCCAGUGUCCUAAUUACACAAUCUGUGAAAUUCUUAGUAGCAAGGUCUUUGAGAAAUGCCACAAGGUUGUCCCUUACGAGCCUUUCAUGAAGGGCUGCAACUACGACAUAUGCCACACAAACAAAACGUCAUUUGGCUGCACCAGCUUGCAGAUGUAUGCAGAGGAGUGCUCUAUGGCAGGAGUCUGCAUAGACUGGAGACCGGAAACACGAGGAAAAUGUGAAUUCAGGUGCGAAUCCCCCAGAGUAUACAAAGCCUGCGGUCCUCAGAUUGAAGAAACUUGUGAUGCAAGAUUUAACCUGAGGUUUUUAAGUGAGCCAAGUGAGUUCAGUGCACUGGAAACCAUGCGCUGGGAGGGAUGCUACUGUCCAACUGGCACAACAUUGUUGAGCCCAUUCAUAGAUGCCUGUGUUAAUAACAGCUGUUCAUACUGCAUUUUGCCAAAUAAACAGUGGAAACCGGCUGGUGCGAUAUGGACACUAAACAACGGAUGUGAGAUUUGCACAUGUGUGCCAGAGACCCUGAACGUGUUCUGUGAGGCUCCAGUAUGUCCUACACAAAAACCAGUGACCUGUGACAAGGAGGGUCAGGUCCAGAUCACAGAGACAGUGGGUUGCUGUAAGAACACCACAUGUGUGUGUAAUAGCAGUUUAUGUCAGAGUAAGAAGCACAGCUGCCCUGUUGGAUACACACCAGAGGUUGUAAUGGGAGUCUGCUGUCCAGAAUACGGAUGUGUACCUACUACAAACAUCUGCCUGUUCAAUAAUACUGAGUACCAGCCUGGUACCCCUGUACCUAUGAAACAAUGUGAGCGCUGCGUAUGUUCUGAUAAAAUGGAUUCCCAAGGUAACUGGAACACAAUUGAGUGUCAACCUCUUCCAUGUGACACAUACUGCCCACUGGGAUACGAGUACCAGUUAUCUCCAGGCCUUUGCUGUGGAACCUGUGUUCAGACGAGCUGCGUGGCCACGUGGGGCAACGUCACCCAAACCAUUAAGCCUGGUCAAAUCUGGACUCCACCCACUGAUAAAUGUUUGAAGUUCGAGUGCAUGAAGAUUGGGACGCAGUUCAUCGUAAUUGAAGCCAAACUCGUCUGCCCACCGAUUAAUGAAGACGACUGCAUUCCUGGAACAAUAGUUGUUGGUCUUGAUGGCUGCUGCAUCACCUGCAUAAACAAGACUGACCACUGUGGCGUCAGCAAAACCUCCACAUACCUCGAGAGCAACGGCUGCAAGACUGCCAACCUGGUGGAGAUGACGACUUGCAAAGGCUCUUGUACCACGUCCUCCAUGUACUCAGUGCAAGCCAGAACAAUCCAGCACUCCUGCUCCUGUUGUCGUGAAAUGGUCACCAGCCAGAGACAGGCAGAACUUAUCUGUCCAGAUGGAAAGAAGGUCGUUCACACGUAUCUCUACAUUGAGAAGUGCGGCUGCCUCGAGACAGAAUGUGCGGAGACGGCUUCUGUCAGGCAGAGGCGUAGGCGGCGGUGAUCAAGUGUGCAACAUGCUCAGCCUUCUUAAAUCAAAGUUAAUCUAUUUAUGACUUUAUUUACAGUUUAGUUUACUUAACUGAAUCACUGAACAUCUUUACUUUUUGUUUCUCUUACUUACUGUUUCUUUUCUGAAGCUUAAAAUUCAAAUAAAUAUCAAGCAAUUAA